GCUAGCGAGAACAACGUUGAACCAGUAGAUUAUAUUCUUGCUUCCUUAAAACGACACGUUGCAGCCAUCUAUAGCCUAAUUUUUUUAUGAUUUUAUUACAUUCUUAAUAUUUUCAAAAAAUUCAGCUUCUGUUGUCCUGAGGUUUUCUUGUUGAAGGGUAAUGGAGAACAUUCUUGGACUUUUAAGAAUUCGAGUCAAACGAGGUUUAAAUCUUGCUGUUCGUGAUCUUGGUUCUAGCGAUCCUUAUGUUGUCAUCACUUUGAGAAAUCAGACAUUUAAGACUAAAGUGGUGAAGAAAAACUGCAAUCCUGAAUGGAACGAAGAACUAACGGUGUCCAUUAAGGACCCUAACGAGCCAAUUAAAUUAGCAGUUUUCGACAAAGAUACGUUCACUGUUGAUGACAAGAUGGGCGAUGCACUGAUCGACAUCAAACCAUAUAUAGCGGCUCUUAAGAUGGGCAUGAAAAAUCUCCCAAACGGGUGCGCAUUGUCAAGAGUUCGGCCAAAUAAGGACAAUUACCUUGGCGACGAGAGUUCCAUUGUUUGGAACGAUGGCAAAAUCACCCAAAAUAUGCAUCUCAGAUUGAGAAAUGUCGAGAGUGGCGAAGUGGAGGUUGAGAUUGAGUGGAUUGAUGUUCCGGGUGCCAGGGGACUCGAGAUAGAAGAGAGACUUCUGAAAACACCAUGGAAUCAUUAGAGCAAAUGAAUAACUUGAUUCAGCAUUCAUGUCAUCUUCAACUCUGAUUGAUUUUACUGUGAAUUCUUCUGCGAAUUUCAAAUCCGUAUUCGUUCUCCUGAGUGUGUUUCUUCGCUUUGCUGCCUUUAUACUCAUAAACUACUACUAAUACUUCAUAAUCUUUCAAUUUCACGUC
Mercurialis annua (annual mercury) is the source of this 872-nucleotide messenger RNA. RefSeq names its product protein C2-DOMAIN ABA-RELATED 7-like. The record is from RefSeq and is a predicted model, not a curated record. The transcript has 4 exons. Bases 161 to 697 code for a protein of 178 amino acids. Lineage: Eukaryota; Viridiplantae; Streptophyta; Magnoliopsida; Malpighiales; Euphorbiaceae.